AUGCAGACUUUCGCAUACCCGCAGGCAAGUGGCCCUUCGGACCUCACACGAACUGACACCACUAGAUCAACUGAAACUCAUACUUCUUCUCACGAGCCAUCAACCCACGACGGAGAACGGAGCAGAAGACCCUCGACGAAGCCAGCAUCAUUGCAGCUGAGCCUCAUGAACAAACAAAAGAUGAAAGAAAACGACACCAAACCCUCCGCAUCAUCAAUCCUCAGCUCCAUCAACCGCAAGCUCGAUCGUUUCCUCGACGACAUCCGAGAAAACGGCUUCAUCGUCCGCGGUAGCAAGUACCUGAGCGAGGCUGAAGAAGCCAAAUCCCUCCCUCCAACUCCCUGCAGGGGCAGGGCUUUAGAAUUAACGUUUCUCAUUCCCAAGCCAUUGUCCUCGACUAGUGCACCCACCCGCGGUGAGAGCCAGAGGAGGAAGUUAUCGAAGCCCGCAGAUGCUUGGAAAAGGAUCGGAUCUCCCGAGUACCGGUUUCUCUAG
Molecule: messenger RNA, 495 nt
Organism: Zasmidium cellare ATCC 36951
Lineage: Eukaryota; Fungi; Ascomycota; Dothideomycetes; Mycosphaerellales; Mycosphaerellaceae
Exons: 1
Coding region: 1-495 (164 amino acids)
Source: RefSeq, a predicted model, not a curated record